AAAAGGCGGCUCUCGUCCACCACCAGCAGGCGGUGCCAGAGGAUGCAGCAGCUGCGCAGGCGCUUGGACUGUGCUGGCGGCGCAACAUCGGCUUGGUUCCGGAUGAGGAUUCUGUUUCCGUGAGCGCCGCCGUGGUUCUGAACGGACAGCUCCGGCUCAUCGGGGGAGCCGGCAGCAGAAAUGUACAUCAGGAUGUUCAAGCUCAGGCUUCUUAACGCCAUCGCACCAGCUUACUUCUUCACUGCAACCAUAGUAACCUUUGUCCUGCACUUUUAUUUUUUCAUACCCACCAUUUUUAAAGCCCCUGGAGUCAGUCUCAAUGGCGCCACCUUGGUCCACAGUGCCGUCAUCCUUUAUCUGAUGCUGAAUGCGCUGGGUAACUACAUGAUGACUAUUCGGGACUCGGCGGAGAGCACCAACGAGAACGUGAUUCCGGUUUGCUCGCCGGACUGUCCAGACAAGGUGGACGCCCACUACCUACUCAAUGGACGCCACUUCUGUAAGCUCUGUAAGAAAGUGAUUCUGAAGCGGGACCAUCACUGCUUCUUCACUGGGAACUGCAUCGGCAACAGGAACAUGCGCUACUUCAUUAUGUUCUGCAUCUACACCUCGUGCAUCUGCUUGUAUUCCUUAGUGCUGGGGGUGGCGUUUCUCACCGUGGAAUACUCCAUUUCAUUCGAGAACCCCUUAACCUUCCUCACACUUCUGCCGCUUUCCACUGGCUGCUUCUUCCUAGGUACCAUUCCGGGCCUCCAGUUCUUCCUGGUGCUGAUGCUGUACGUGUGGCUGGGCAUCGGCCUCACAUGCGCUGGCUUCUGCCUGCAGCAGGUGCUGCUGGUGGCCCGGGGCCAGACCUGGUGCCAGUUGCGGCGGGGGCAGCUGGUGGAGAGCCAGCACUCCUGGAGGGUCAACCUGAGCGACAUCUUCGGGAGCCGCUGGGUGCUGGGCCUCUUCCUGCCUGUCCAGACUGUGGAGGCCCCAAUGGGGGACACAAGUCACAAGCAUGACUAGACCUCACGGAGGUGCUCUAAGGAAAGGUGGGGGUCUCCUUUGUAGACAAAACAUUCCCUGAAACAAUGAGACUGUGGCCUUUAUCCAAUGAUUGGGAGAAAUUAGCCUUCAAAACCCCCAGCUGGUGGGAUUACCUUGUGCUGUCAAUAACUGUGUGGCAAUAACUAACUUCCCACUGGUCAUUUUAUUGGUUCUCGUUGGGUUGGACCCUUGACUGACAGUGUAAAAUAAUCCCGCUGUGAAUCACUGGAGUCUUGUUGACCCCAUCAGCACCAUUCUCAUUGUUUCAUAAGAGUCGGUCCAGAUGUAGCCUUACCAGCCUGUCCAUCACCUCGCAUUACUUCUUGUUUUUCUGCAUUUAUUGCUGUGUGUUUUUUUUUAACACAUCACAGCUGAAAUUGGUCCCCAAGCAAGUAGCCAAUGUGAGCCAGCAGCUGUGCUGGGGCCUUGUGUCCUCGGGGGGGGGGGAGGUGGCGUCUACUGUGACCCUCGAGAAGGCGGCUUCUCUCCGAUUACGUGCCAGGAAGGUGCCCGUUGGCGGCAUACACUUUGAAAGGCUUUAAAAGCAAUUAAAAAUGCGACAAGGACAUCGCUAAUGAGUCAUGCUCAGUGUUGAGUCAGUCUGCCCUGCUAUCCAAUGGUUGGGGGGACAUCAUAUUCACUUACAGUAAAUGUAUGUUGCGUGUUACAGUCUUUAGUACCUAGAACUCCUCUCAUUUCACUGGCACUUGCUGGACGCAGGUUCAACAUGUGCCAUUCUCCAUUGCUUUCACUUUUAGCACUGACCAUCCUUAGUUACACAUCAGCAUUUGGCGUCCAAUGAAUUAAAAGUUUUGAUUUAUAUUUCUGUCCGGGAUUAUCUCAAGUGAAUAUUCCCGCAGUCUUUUCAGUAUUUUAGGGAUUGUCAGCUUUCCAAAUGGGUUCCUCAAAAAACAAGAUGGAAAAUGAUACGUCUCUUAAAAUCAGCAAUGAUUUUGUUAAGGGGAGGAAAAACACAAUAUCAGAUAAAACCCUCUCCAGUGGGGGUCCGGCGGGCUCCGAACCUUUUUUUCUACAAAAUGCAUUUGGGUUCAACAAAAUAUAUAUAUUAAAAAAAACUAAACAUAUAAAAAAACUGGACAGUCAGAAUGGGGGGAGGGGCUUUGCACUCAUUGAGCUGCAGGACCAUAACCACAACAGAAUCACAUUGUCACUGACAAGCACUAGGGGGGAAAAUGCCUGCCAACAUUUUUAGACCUUUCAUAGUGAGUCGAUGUCUGUUGUGUUGAAGUAAGGAAGAAGCUUUGAUUUAGGACACGAGUUUUCACCUUUAUAGAACUAGGGAAAAGUUUUUGUUCAUGCGUGCGCGCGCACACACACACACACACACACACACACACACACACACACACACACAUAUAUAUAUAUAUAUUCUUGAAUUAAAGUGUUUGUUCAAGUUGAAAAUUUUACAGAGAAAUACUUUGUCUACUUAGAACAUGUGCCACUAAGAAAACCUGGAAUAUAUCAAUGCCAAAACAUUGUUAUAAACAGAGACUUACUUACUUGUAUUUACUUGUAUUAUCUUUGACUUAUUUAUUUCAAACCAAUAAAGUUCUCCUGAAACUGAUUCGGUUUACC
This is a messenger RNA of Brienomyrus brachyistius, 2628 nucleotides long. RefSeq names its product zinc finger DHHC-type palmitoyltransferase 22 (gene zdhhc22). Lineage: Eukaryota; Metazoa; Chordata; Actinopteri; Osteoglossiformes; Mormyridae. The record is from RefSeq and is a predicted model, not a curated record. The transcript is spliced from 3 exons. Gene Ontology annotation, molecular function: palmitoyltransferase activity. Gene Ontology annotation, cellular component: Golgi apparatus. Gene Ontology annotation, biological process: protein palmitoylation. The coding region runs from base 181 to 1011 and encodes 276 amino acids.